AGGCCUGUAUGGAAAGGCGGAAGAAGAGACGAAAACAACAACAGCGGCAGCAUAUCUCCUGUUCGGCGACAAUAGUUGAAGAGAAAGACAACAGAGCAAUUUAACGAUUACCUGUUCGGUAUCACAAAGUGCCGGCGGUAUCUGAACGGUUAAUCCACCCGUUAUUGUUUACAUUUAAUAACAAAAUGUCGUUGUUUGGUAAGUUAUUCGGCAGCGGGGGUAAGGGUGGGAAAGCGCCGACACCCCAGGAGGCUGUCCAGCGACUCAGAGAGACCGAGGAAAUGUUGGCUAAAAAACAGGAUUUUUUGGAGAAGAAAAUCGACCAGGAGCUCAUGACGGCGAAGAAGAAUGGCACGAAAAACAAACGAGCUGCUCUACAGGCCUUGAAGAGGAAAAAGCGUUAUGAGAAGCAGCUGGCUCAAAUCGACGGGACGUUGUCUACCAUUGAGUUCCAGAGGGAGGCGCUAGAGAAUGCCAACACCAACACAGAAGUCCUCAAGAAUAUGGGGUUCGCUGCCAAGGCAAUGAAGGCUGCACACGAAAACAUGGACAUAGACAAAGUAGACGAUCUGAUGGCGGACAUCACAGAACAACAGGAAGUAGCUCAAGAAAUCUCAGAUGUAAUUUCCAGACCGAUCGGUUUCGGAGAAGAGUUCGAUGAGGAUGAGCUUAUGGCUGAGCUGGAGGAGCUGGAACAGGAAGAGCUUGACCAGAAUCUUCUGGAAAUCGAAGGAACAGAGGACGUUCCUCUACCCAGUGUACCAUCUACAUCACUACCAUCUAGACCAGCCAAGAAGAAGGAGGAAGAAGACGAAGACGACAUGGCGGACCUCGAGGCCUGGGCAGCUAACUAAACUAGCUUGCCCUGCUAGCUAGCCAGUGCCCCUCUCCUGUCUGUCUCUGUGCUACCAGGCUGGUCCCAGACAUCUGGAAGAGAGACAGGGACUCUGGGCUGCUGAGCUGGCUGCUGCCAUGCUGCUCUGUCUUAAAGCCUACGUCCCAAUAUCUAACCAUACCCCAGCCCUAAAGUAUGCACUUGUGCACAUAAUCACUGACUUAAAAUGAAAUGAACCCAGGCUUUUCUUCUCUGAUUAAUGUUACGGUAAGAAUCUCUUUGCUUCAGCUGCACACUCCUCUGUUUCUAAAGGGCAUAGAGCAAAUGUCAUGCCCUAACAGCCUGUGGUUAUGUAUAUCAAAGUUCCCUUUGUGAGGAAAUAGAGCGCUCUUAGGUCAGGAGCGUGCAAGUGCAUACUUCUAGGGCAGGGUGGAGGUACAGUGCGAGGCUUGUUUCCAGGAGGAAUGUGAAGAAUCAACAAAUGUGUCGAUGGGAAAAAGCAAAAACAGAAAGACAACAUUACUCAGCCCUUUUUCUGCUUCCUACGUUGUCAUCUCACUGCUCUACUACAAUGAUGACAACAAUCCAACAACCCAUCGUCUACACCAUCGCUGCAAAAUCUUAACAGCAGCAAAAGAAUGAUGAAAAUGUAGGCCUUUCUCAUUGAAAUAUUGCUGUCAAACUUCAAAAUGAUGACAUAUUACAGCAGUGGAAACAUCUAGAGGUUUCCACUGCGGGCUUCUUGGUCACGCAUUACUUGUGACUCCUCGUCACAGGCAGACAUGAGUGUGAAAAGUUAAAUUUCUCGUUUUGCUUCAUUUGAAAGAUUUUCAGAUGUUUCAAGAGGUAAAAGUAAACAAUAUUUCGCGAAAAAAUAAGACAAAAUUCUGAAAAAAAAAAUAAAAAUAUAAUCUUUUGUUAUCCCCUUAAAUUGUCUUGUGAUCCCUGAAAUAUAUCUUUGGAGCCUUUGGGUAGUUGGGAACCAUUGCUUGAGGGUGCUAAUUAGGUACUUUGUGUAGUAGAUGUGGAUGGAAUAAGCUUUAUUUAAUAGUGGAUGAUUUGUCUUGAGCCUAGAAUUUUUUAGAUCAGUCAGCGCUACAAAAACAAGCUCAAGCUCGGCCUCUGCUGCUUCGACUUGGGCCAUCCUUUAUAUGUUCUCUGAUACCAUGCAAGUACUAUACUAAAUCACUGGAAUACCCAGGUUGGAUGGUGUUGAUUCACCCAAAUUACGAAAGAAAGAAAAAAUCUCACUUACCUUUAGUGGUAUCUAGUCAACCAAUUUGUCCAGGAAUUUCAUUUGUGGCAUUGAAAAGCAGAAUUAAAAAAAAAUCAUCAUUAACUCAUCUCUCUAUAACCAAUGUCUCCAUCACUCUGGAUCAUCCACAGAACACACUGGCAACAGUUUUCAUAGAGACUAAUUUCUACCAAAGAAAUAGUCCCUGUGAAAACUGAACCCCGCAAAUAAAAAUAAAACUAUUUGCGUGGCUAAAUACCACUAGAGGUAAGUCAGUAAACUGGGUUGUAAUUUGGGUGAACCGUUCCUUUAACAAGACAGCAAAUGUUAGUUAGCUAGCUGAAAUUUUCUAAAUACAAAACUCAGAUGGAUUAGUAGAAAGUUGGUCAUUUCUCAGUCAAACACUGCGCUGAUAUCAACCAAAGCUACUCUGUUAUAUUAUGACACUUCAUACAUUGUUAGGAGAAAAUGACCUCCAAUAUGGCUGCCAGAGGGCACAUUACAACACCUUGGAAGUUUCACGUGCCUGACACCUCCAGCGCCUUGUCUGUCUGUGGUUUAACAGUGAUGUACUCUCCUAAAAUCCUACAUUGGUUGAAUUUAAAGAUAAUGUGCAUGAGUGUGUGCGAUGUUUUUUCAGCCUUUUGACACAGUGACCUCUUGUGAAUAUUUAAUCAAAUUGAGGAGAUGGUGAGCUGGAGUUUUUCCAUUUGCUCUUGACUCACUUGUAGUGCAAGAUUGAUUUAAACUAUUGAGAGACGAACAUGAGACAUUGGUUCCAUGUUGGUUGAUAAAACGGCUAUAGCUACACUUUCCUCCUCCUAUCAGCAGACACGUUUAUGCAUGGAUGGAUUGGGGUCGAUCCAGAAUCAAACAAAUGGCUGAGACUGUAAUUUAAACAUGACCUAAAGUCAAGUCAACUUGACCUUAAAUAAAUAGAUUAAAAGAAAUACUGAUUUGAAACCGUAUUUGUGAGCGGGUCGACCCCAGUCCUAAUAUUUAAAGACAAACUAUUGAAAAGAAACUUGCAAAUGUCAAUAUAGUUUGUUUUUCUUUUUUUCCGUUUACCUCAAAUAUCACUCAUAUUCUAGCUGGCUGUACAGAAAGUGUGACAUGUAGCCAGUUCUGCUCAGAGCUGUAUAAAGACGUUGGACAUGGGAGAUUUUCCACGUGGCAGCAAUGUUGCUCUGUGACUGGGGUUGUAUACAGUUUAUCUUAAUAAAGUUGGGAUUUGAUGCAA
Messenger RNA from Siniperca chuatsi (mandarin fish), 3309 nucleotides. It is a transcript of the gene chmp4ba, whose product is annotated as charged multivesicular body protein 4Ba. Gene Ontology annotation, cellular component: multivesicular body; cytoplasmic side of plasma membrane; ESCRT III complex. NCBI's taxonomy places the organism in Eukaryota, Metazoa, Chordata, Actinopteri, Centrarchiformes, Sinipercidae. Bases 186 to 854 code for a protein of 222 amino acids. The transcript has 5 exons. Gene Ontology annotation, biological process: late endosome to vacuole transport via multivesicular body sorting pathway; vesicle budding from membrane. The record is from RefSeq and is a predicted model, not a curated record.